Molecule: messenger RNA, 4688 nt
Organism: Labeo rohita (rohu)
Lineage: Eukaryota; Metazoa; Chordata; Actinopteri; Cypriniformes; Cyprinidae
Gene: syt11a
Product: synaptotagmin XIa
Exons: 4
Coding region: 197-1552 (451 amino acids)
Biological process (GO): regulation of dopamine secretion; regulation of calcium ion-dependent exocytosis; calcium-ion regulated exocytosis
Cellular component (GO): synapse; membrane; axon
Molecular function (GO): phosphatidylserine binding; calcium ion binding; SNARE binding
Source: RefSeq, a predicted model, not a curated record
AGGAGGCGGGAGCGCGGGCGCGUCACCGAGCGCAUCCUUAAGGAGCGCGCAGGCACAGAAGAAAACAUCCUACAGCUCGGCCACCCAUUCAGCUGGAGGAUCGGCCUGGAGAAAUUCAUGGAAAUAAAAUAGAAAUUCAUUCCCUUUGCUUUUUAUUUUUUGUUUUCUGAUCACAGCCAAGCAAUCGGACUUCAAAAUGGCUGAGAUGACCAAUUUAAAACCAACCUAUGAUGUGUCCCCAGUGCUUGCGGGUUUUCUGGGCGCGGGGGUCUUGGUCGUCUCCGUGACGGUAGCCGUUUUCCUUUGGACGUGCUGUCAGCGGCGAUAUCGUCAAAUGACAGGUGCGUACAAGCUGACCAGUGGCCCCUAUGACCCACCCGUGGACCCCCCCUAUAAGUUCAUCCACAUGCUCAAAGGCAUCAGCAUCUACCCCGAGAGCCUCAGCAACAGCAAGAAGAUCGUACGGGUGGGCCGGCGCUCAGGAUCAGGCUCCUUGUUGAGAGAAUGGGGUCGUGGGUCCCGAAACGGCGAUGUGCUACUAGUGGAUGCGGAUCCUGAAGGUGGCACCUCGCAUCUACAGAUGAACCACCUGGUACCGCCUAUGGGACCUCCCAGACUGGAGAGGGCGCUGCCUAUCCGGGCCGACUACUGCUGUAUGGAGAGCAGCUCAGGAAGCAGCAGCGAAGCACCCAGUAAGACGGCGUCGCCCCACAGUCUUGACUCCCCCGCUUUGGGCACACUCAGUUUGGCCAUCGACUACAACUUCCCCAAGAAGGCCCUCGUCGUGACAAUCGUGGGAGCGCAGGGGCUCCCAGCGGUGGACGAACAGGCGGGCAGCUCCGACCCGUAUGUGAAGAUGACCAUCCUGCCCGAGAAGAAGCACCGGGUGAAGACGCGCGUCCUGAGGAAGACACUGGAGCCCGUGUUCGACGAGACGUUCACCUUCUACGGCAUCCCGUACAGCUCGUUGCCCGAGCUUACGCUGCACUUCCUGGUGCUCAGCUUUGAUCGCUUUGCACGGGAUGAUGUCAUCGGGGAGGCGGUGGUGCCAUUGGAGGGUGUGGAUCCCAGCACGGGACGGGCGCACAUCACUCAGCAAAUUAGCAAGAGGAACACACAGUGUGAAAGUCGUGGGGAGUUGCUGGUCUCGCUAUCCUACCAGCCUGUUACUCACAGGCUUAAUGUGGUAGUCCUUAAGGCCAAACACCUGCCAACCAUGGACAUCACUGGCCUAUCAGGCAACCCUUAUGUUAAAGUGAACGUCUUCUACGGCCGCAAGCGCAUAGCCAAGAAGAAGACGCAUGUCAAGAAAUGCACACUCAAUCCCGUUUUCAAUGAAUCAUUUAUCUACGAUGUUCCCGCUGAGCUAAUGCCGGACAUCUCUGUGGAGUUUCUGGUCAUCGAUUUUGACCGCACCACAAAGAAUGAGGUCGUAGGUCGCCUGGUUCUGGGUGGUCAAAGCCCCAUUCCAUCAGGGGUGACUCACUGGAGAGAAGUUUGUGACAACCCAAGGCGGCAGAUUGCCAAGUGGCAUAACCUUAUAGAGUACUAGUGUCUGGCUAACACAUGGGGAAAGCAAAAUGUAUUAUACCACUUCCUUCCUGUCAGCCCCUCUAUAGAAAGAAGCCCAUUUAACAGUCUCUCCUUUUAUCCCUAUACAGAUAGGUGGAUGAGUGGACGAGUAUGUGUGUCAGGACAUAGGAGCAGGAUCAGUCUAACGGAAAAGACACUUAGAAAUGAACUCAUAGCAAAAAAGACUCAUACGUCAUAGCAGAAAAAAAGGGAGAGGAACAAAAAAAGAGAAAAUAACCAUGUUAGUGUGGUUUUUGGUUAGAUAUCGCUAAAGUCAAUUAUAUGGGAAUUAUACCACAGUAUCGUCAGAGCCUUUCACCAGUAUACCGGCAUAUUCACAAUAAACGUACAAUAUUUUAAAUUAGCCGCAUGCUAAAGCUAGUGAGACACUUUUAUUUUUAGGAUGAAGGAAGGUUGUAAGAAAAAAUGAGUUUUAAGUCCACUUUUUAAGAAAAUAAUGGGGUGAAUGUUUUGAUAGUAUAGGAUAAAAAUGGGUGAAAGGUGAUACAAAUGACACCAUCAUGAGCAUUUUUGCUAACAUGCUAAUAUUUACCACAGAAGACAAGGUUGAAAUAUGGCUAUUAUUCAUAUCCAGCUAGAAAGUAAUGCUUAAUAUUUUAAUGAUGCUAAAAAUGAUCUGGAAAACUAUUAAGUCAGUGAAACAAAACGUGGUGUUAAGGCCGGGUUUACAGCCAGCCACCAAAUGAAAUUUAGAGACCGACAGCUCAGGAUUAAAAAAUGAAUUUGAUUUAUAAAAACACUCUGAUGUUCACUAUAAUAAAGCCAGUCUACACUUUCCCCAUUUUUGCACUGUAGCUGCUUUAUUUAUUUGUAGCUAUACGUUAUUGUUCAUUUCUCCGUCUUGAUGACUUGGACAAAGCACUUCUGUGACAUAUUUGUUGUCGGCAUAUCUCAACAUAUCACUGUUCAUUAGUUUAAAUGUCUUUUUUUUCUUAAGGCAUAUCUAUGCACAUUUCCACUGUACUGUUUUGACCCAGCUGCUGUGCUAUAUACCAUAGCACAGAGAUCAGGAAAGGUUUGGUCAAAGACAUUGGAGGGAAACACAGAUGAAAAAACAGUCAAAGCCAAAUGUGACAGAUAUCAGCAUAUUUACGUAAUAUCAAAUUUGUACAUUUUACAUGUACUGUAUCUAACAUCAGUUUCUAUCACCAUCAAACGUGUUUUUUAAGGCCGCACUUAAUUCUUAAGGCCAUAGAACUACUUCUUAACAUCUAUGAUCAAAAUGUACAUAAUGUACAUAGGGCAUAACACUGGUAAUCUUCACUUCCUUUUUUCAUAGUACAGUUGAAUAUCGCCAAAUACACAUUCAAACUUUUGACAUACAAAUGGUGUCAUGGAAAUAACAGAAACUAAAUUUAGCCACCCCAGCUUAGUUAAUUCAGUAAGUUUGGCUUUGUUCUCUAUGACCUAUAGCUGAGAUAUAUGCAGAUUCAGACCAAUUUUUGCACUUUCGUAGAGUACUGUAUUUAUUUUUAUGAUUUGUGUUCAAAGAAAAGAAUAUAUGUAUAUGUAUAUCAAAAACCUAAUAACUAUGGUAGGACUAAUAACUGACCAUAUCAAAGUUAGGAUUUUGGCACGAGCCAGUAACCAUUAGUCAGCGGCAGCUGUCGUAAACUAACCAAAGUAGACGGACCAAUGUUUUGUUAUGUGGAUAUCUCACCCCCUGAGUGAAUUUAGUAUUGGUGACUACAAUGAAGCAGCUCUCACUGCUGAUGAUGUUUUGACAGCAUGCAAUGUGCGUGUGGAUGUGUUCCCAAUGAUGUCAUUUGGUGCCCACAGCCCCCGAGGCAGAUUUACAUGCUCUAGUCUAUUCCCAGUGCGAAUGAGCACGUAUUAAGUUAAUAAAGCAGAAAGUGGGAGGGUGAGAGGAGGAAAAAGAUAUCAACAGGCUCAUUAGAGAUAUUUCAUAUUUAACAUGUGAAAUUAAUAUAGCAGUAAAUUAAGCCCCAGCGUUCGCUCCGUGAUAUCUGCAGUCAAGCUCAUUGUGAGUCAUUAAGGCCACAUAAUGAGAUUAACCCUUGUUUAUUAUGAAAAAACGAAUCACAUUCCAAUCACGUUUUAAAGAAAAUUAAGAAACCAUGUGCCCAUCGUCUUGCUGUUUCACCGAAAAGUGAACUCUUCCACCCUCUAUGAUGUUUUUAACCCUGCAUGCAUUGAAUAUUCAAAUUUCUGCUUCAAAACUGGUGUAUAUAUUACAGUUUCUAGUGGUUUAUAUGACAGCAAAACCCACUUUUGUAAAAACAGCAACCCAGACUACACAACGCAACCUAAGUGAAAUGAUACAUGCGUGUCUUUGUUUAUUUAAACCCUCAGCUCCUUGUGUUACUUGGAACUUUUUGGAUCUUUUGGGCAUAAAAGCUUGUUUUAUAUCAAUAACUAUAGACAUAAAGAUGAAUAUAACCAACUGUAAAUGAGUGUUUGUUCCAAUGCACUGGUGGGCAGUAGCACUUUCUGCUCUUCUUGUAUCUAACUGUUUUACCUAAGAAUGGAAAUGGUUUCUUUUUUGUGUAAACCUCCUGUUUUGGAGUGCUAUCUGCCCCUCUUUUUCUCUCUGCCACUGGUCCCUAACAAUCCCUCAGUUUUUUGCUGUUGUGUGUUGUACAGAAACAUUGAAAGCUGAACAAAGACGAAAACGAGCUGAGAAGAAAAUUACUGUAAUAAAUAUAUUAGUCCAUUCGGAUACCGCAAUGUUGAUAUGGUUAAGGUGGAGUGAAGUUAGUGAUUCGGCUUUAUUUUAGGUGUCCCUAAAACCACUGUACCUAAACAGUGUUAGUUCGCCACAACUGUAGUGUGAUUCAUGUUGUUCCCUGGCCUUUUCAAUAUUUGUAAGUGCAAGCAAGUCGUCUAUGUAUAAUGUAAGUACGGUGUAAUAACUUGUACUUUACAAACCUGGCUUAAUACUGCUCAUUUCGCUACAUGAUCUUCAGGGACAUCUAACAUAAAGUGUGAACUGUUAUGCUUUUGAGGGCAAGUUAUCUGCAUACUGCUGUGAGUUUAUGCUAAAUACAGUAUGUUACACUAAUGCUGACUUGUACUGUAUGUUGAAGUUGUUAACACAAUGGACGUGCAAAUAAAAUAAAAACUGAUACACUAGA